Molecule: messenger RNA, 696 nt
Organism: Fusarium coffeatum
Lineage: Eukaryota; Fungi; Ascomycota; Sordariomycetes; Hypocreales; Nectriaceae
Exons: 3
Coding region: 1-696 (231 amino acids)
Biological process (GO): pectin catabolic process
Cellular component (GO): extracellular region
Molecular function (GO): pectate lyase activity
Source: RefSeq, a predicted model, not a curated record
AUGCACUUCUCAACUCUCGCCACUGUUCUAGCUACCGUCCCAUCGACGCUUGCCUGCCUAGGCUACAGCGGCGGUCUUCCCAAGCACACCGGCACAAAGACUCUCAAUGCGCCUCAGUACAUUCCUCGCGGAACUACCUUUGAUGCUGGCUGGGUAAAGUACGAUCGCGGCGUCGCAUGCACUGGCCAAUCCGAAGGCGGCGAGAAAGACACAGUCUUCGUCCUUGAAGACGGCGCUAAGCUCCGUAACGUCAUCAUCGGCGCCAACCAACGCGAAGGCGUCUACUGCAAGGGCUCCUGCACACUCGAAUUCGUCUGGUUCGAAGAUGUCUGCGAAGACGCCAUCUCAAUUAAGGGCGGCGGCACAGCCAACAUCAUCGGUGGAGGCGCAUUCAAAGCUGCAGACAAAAUCAUCCAGCACAACGGCUGUGGCCAUGUGAAUAUUGUUAACUUCUACGCCAAGGACUAUGGAAAGGUUUACCGAUCUUGUGGAAACUGCAGUAACAACUGCAAGAGGAGUGUGCACAUGGAGGGAACGACUGCUGUUAAUGGUGGGGAGCUUAUGGGCAUUAACCUCAACUACGGUGACAAGGCUACUUACAGCAACAACUGCUACCCCAAGGUUCAGUGCCAGGGAUACCAGGGUUGUGACAAGAAGAACGGUGCUUGUGAGCCCAAGAAGACCAACACUUGCUAA